Messenger RNA from Diospyros lotus (date-plum), 654 nucleotides. RefSeq lists its product as uncharacterized. Lineage: Eukaryota; Viridiplantae; Streptophyta; Magnoliopsida; Ericales; Ebenaceae. Gene Ontology annotation, biological process: DNA-templated transcription; termination of RNA polymerase I transcription. Bases 105 to 470 code for a protein of 121 amino acids. Gene Ontology annotation, cellular component: RNA polymerase I complex. The record is from RefSeq and is a predicted model, not a curated record. The transcript has 5 exons. Gene Ontology annotation, molecular function: zinc ion binding; nucleic acid binding; DNA-directed RNA polymerase activity.
UCUCAAUUGCUCUUUGUUUGUCUGCUUUCGUCUUCUCUGCACAAAACCUAAACCCCGAACUUUCUUCCUCGUUCAGUUGGAGAAGAGUGGACUGGACCGCGAACAUGGCGCAUAGCCGUCAACGUGAUUUCAUGUUUUGUGAGCUUUGUGGAACGAUGCUCUCUUUCAAAUCGCGCAAGUAUGCGCAGUGCCCUCUCUGCAAAUCCAAGCGAAGCAUGAAAGAUUUUGCUGGAAAGGAAAUAACUUAUACCUUCACUGCUGAGGACAUUAGAAGGGAGCUGGGUAUAGUAUCACUAGAUGAAACUGAUGAAGAGCAGCAGAAAAAACAAAUGGAUCACAGCGUUAAAUGUAAGAAGUGCCACCACCUGGGGCUUUAUUUCAUUACUAGACAGAUUCGAUCUGCCGAUGAAGGACAAACUCUUUUCUAUGAUUGCCCGAAUUGUGGAUAUAGUUACAAUGAGAAUUCAUGAGAGCAAGAAUGGGUGGUUGUUGAAGUAUUUUAAUGUUUUCAGCUAGGAUUAAGGAGUUUGUUGCUGCAUUUUAGAAUAAUCCCAAUUGUUUAGGGAACUUUAUUUAGUUUGAUCUAUUUUUUGGGUCUCUACCACAAUUCUAUUCUAGGAGUUGUUUAAAUAAUGGUUUUUCUCUUCUUCUUUU